AUGGCCAUUAAGGACAAUAAUGAGGAACUGGACGGGGAGGGCCGGGCCGGGCCGGGCCGGGCCCGGACAUCCCUGCCACCCAGAUUCGUUCGCUCGCGGGAUGGUGCCAGGAGCCCCCUGAUGCUGUGGCAGCAGUCCUUUGAUGCGGCGCCGCGAUUCAGUUUUAAGCAGAAGAUAACUAACAUGAAUUCAUUUUCUGUUGGGGAAGAAGAUCUGACCUGGGUAAUGGAACUACUGAACAAAUGGAUGUCUCCCAAUAAUUAUCUAAACAGUUUCACAGACUACUCAGCAUACCUUUUCUGGGUGUUAGUACCAUUCGUACUUCUCUUUUCCCCUGUUUUAAUGAUUCUUGGCUUUAUUUAUCUUUCUAAUCUUCUCCUGCAUAUUUACAAGAGAAAGGUUAACUUAAAGGAAGAUUAUCUCAGUAAAUCAUGGGACAAUGGACGGAGGGCUGUGGCUCAUCUUUGGGACAUGUAUGGUACUGUGUGGCACGGUUACGAGGUGCAUGGGAUGGAUAAAGUACCAGAAGGACCAGGGCUUAUCGUAUUUUACCAUGGAGCCUUUCCUCUAGACUAUUACUACUUUGUAUCUAGAUUAUAUUUAAGAACAGGCAGAUUUUGUCGCUCAGUGGUUGAUUAUCAUUUUUCCAAAAUACCAG
Messenger RNA from Python bivittatus (Burmese python), 658 nucleotides. Lineage: Eukaryota; Metazoa; Chordata; Lepidosauria; Squamata; Pythonidae. The record is from RefSeq and is a predicted model, not a curated record.